GUUGUGCCCUAUAUGUGCAUGAGUGUGUCCAGGACGGACCACUCUUAUUUCCAUUUCCCCAUCGAAGACUGGUCUCCAGGAUUGAUGUUGAUGAUGAUGGAUGCCUGAUUAUGUGUCGAUGUUCUGAUUCUGACAGUGACUUGAUGUUACACGACAGACAUUGAUUGCUUUUAAAUACAGUCCACUACUACUUGUCCGACCUCGAGUUAUCAUCUGGUCCUUCGAACCGGAGCUACCGGCAUCGUUCUGAAUCACGCUGUUCAGCAUUUGAUUCGACUUCGACUGGCGUUGUAGCAGACCUGCCCACGCCUUCAGCAUUUGAUUCGACUUCGACUGGCGUUGUAGCAGACCUGCCCACGCCUUCAGCGUUUUGAUUCGACUUCAACUGGCGUUGUAGCAGACCUGCCCACGCCUCAUCUUCAGCAUUUCAUUCGACUUCGACUGGCGUUGUAGCAGACCUGCCCACGCCUUCAGCGUUUUGAUUUGACUUCAACUGGCUUUGUAGCAGACCUGCCCACGCCUCUUCAGCAUCUGAUUCGACUUCGACUGGCGUUGUAGCAGACCUGCCCACGCCUUCCAGCAUUUGAUUUGAUUUGCCUGCCGUUAAAACCGACCGGCCACGCUGAUCAGCGUUGAAUUGACCUGCGCUGUGGCGCCUUGACAAAGAUUGUCUGCCGUUAAGCAGACCCGACCAAGCCAACGAGAACCAAGUUGGAAGGAACUGACCAGUUCCAGCUAAGAGGAUCCUUGCCCGUCAAGCAGAGCCGACUACUCGACGAGAACCAAGUUGGGGAGUUCAGCUAUAGACCGACGGUGUUCCAGGAUCCUAAUUUUACCCUCAUUUGAACUGACUAAGAGCCUGCCGUUAAGCAGGCAACCCAGGAGACGAAGAUUCUCCAUCGACGAGCAGAGCUGCCAUCCACUACGUUGCUGUUAGCUCUGAUCCUUCGCUGUCUCCUAGCCCUUUUCAUCAUGGCGGAGGAUAUUGCAGCAUUCACCAUCGACCAAUGCAGGGCCCGCCAGAAAGUACUGCGCUUUAAGAUAACCGGAUGCUGCACCCGUAUGCGGAAAGUUAUAACCAACAAGCUUUCACGCCGUGAAGCCACGCGCCUCCUGGAUGAGGCUCGCACCCUCCUUGGUGAUUCCGGCCCGAUUAAUGACCGUUUAUUGGAGCUGUUGGAGGAGGCUGAAGGAGAGCAACAACAAGAAGCCUUCCUGCGUUACGGAGGAGAUGUUGACGGAGUGGCGGACGAGGUGGCUGCUUAUAUCUCUAGCCGAGAGGGGGAUUCAGCUUCCGUCCCUGGAUGGGAUCCUACAGAUCCGGAAGUAAUCGCAGCCCGACAACGAGCCCAAGACGCCACGAAGGUCUACGAGGAGGCCGCCAAAGCAGCCGAAGAAGCAUUGAAGGAGAUGGAGGCAGCCAAGCAGUCCGUUCAGGACCUAGGGGAGGAGAAGGACUUAAAUGGAGAUCGGGAGGACGAUUUUAAGUCGAUUAUCUCCGUACCCCCGUACAAACCGGUAGCACGAGUUCAUGCUCCGGAUGAAUGGAUCACCAACUAUUGCAGUGGAAGAGAGAAGCCCUUCGUUUAUUCCGGUGAUCAUCGCCAUACAUCGGUUCGAGUUGAUUUGGAGGUUUACUCUGGGCGCGCUCUGGAUUGGUUUGAGUGGAUCGACCUCUUUCACUCACUCGUACACCAGACCGGCAAGGCACCUGGAGAGAAGCUGGCGAUUUUGAAGAGGAACGUACGGGGAGAGACGGCCGAUUUAGUUUACGGAUUAGGUGGAGGUGAGCUGGCCUACAAGGAGUCUCUCCGACGUUUGAAAGAGACAUGUGGCAGCCGUGCAGUUAUCCGUGCAGCACACCUUCAAGCCUUGGAUCGAGUCGAGCCUCCGACGCCCGCUACCUUCCGUAGAUUUGCCGAAAAGGUGAGGACUCACCUCUUCAAUCUCACCUGGAUCGGGGAGACCGGCCAUGCUGAUUUGAUCGAGCGGCUCACGCAGAAACUUCAGCCCCAGGAUCGGUUGCACUGGAAUGACGGCCAGCGUGGAGGAUUGGAGCGGCGCACCAUGAACGAGUUCGGCCACUGGCUAUGUACGCGAGCGGCUGCCUACCAGAAUGCAUACUCCAUUGCCGCCGAACAGCACCAGGAAAGCAACAAUCCAGCUCGGCCACCCCAGACGGGAAACAACCCGCAUCAUCAGAAGAGGCAUUCACGGGCCCACCAGGCCUCCACCAAUCACCGAGCCGGACCGGCUCGAGGGGCUCCUGCCCCUACGCCUCGUGAGGGAACGACACCAGCAUCCAAGCCUCCAUAUUGUUUUAAAUGUGAGGGUGAGCAUCGGUUGGCUGAUUGCCAAUUCUUCAAGAAUAUGCCCGUUGCUGGACGAAUGACCUUCAUCAUGGUGCGUGGCCUGUGUUACUGUUGCUUCGGCGUACGACAUGGAGCUGGCAACUGUAGCUUCAAGAAAGAAUGCGGCAAGGACGGAUGCAAGACGUUCCACCACCCUCUGAUCCACACUGACCGGGGACUUCCGGAGAGAACGGGCACCUCACAUUCGGCCAGAGCAACGUCCGGUACUAUCGCCUUUGGUGUGAUCCGCCUCGACGCUAUGAAUGCUGACGGGGAGCUGGUGCCCAUCAAUGUUAUGUUGGACGCCGGGAGCAACACAACUUUCAUCCGUGAGGGAUUAGUACGUUCGCUCCGGAUUUCAGGCGAGCGACAGACACUUCGGAUCCAGGGAGUAGCUGAUGCGGCUUCAACGCAUCCGAAUUCAGAAGAAUUGUUUCUCCAGCUGAAAACGGCCUUCGGUGACAUGGUGACCCUUAGGGGCUCGACCUUAAAGACCGUGACACAGCCAGUUCCCGUGUACAAUUGGGAGCAGCUUCGCCACCGUUGGACCCACCUUAACGACUUGCCGCCGCUACGCAGUUCCGGCGGAAGAAUCGACGUCCUGAUUGGUUUGAACCAUACAACGCUCAUCACACCGACAGAUUAUCGACUUGGAGCCGACGACGAGCCAGCAGCUAUCAAGACCAGGCUUGGAUGGACAAUCCUUGGUGUGCUGGGAUCUGGAUCGACGACGGAGGCCCUCUGCCACCGUGCCUUUGCCUCAUCAGACGUACACAUCACAGCGGAGCUGGUGGAACAACUACGACGAUUCUGCGACACCGAAUCAUUCGGUACCGAGUAUCAGGGUGCCGGAAUGUCCACCGAAGAUCGACGGGCAGUCGCGAAGCUGGACGCUGAGACCAAGAAGCUGGAUGUGGGUUACCAGGCCCCAAUUCUCUGGAAGGAUGAAGAGCCUCCAUUGCUGCCCGACAACCGGAGUGUAGCUGAUUCCCGUAUUCGUCCGCUUUUGAACAAAUUUACAAGAGAUCCAGCCUAUGAGAAACACUAUCGAGAGUCGAUGGCCAAGAACUUUGCUGAAGGUUAUGCAAGGCGGCUGUCUACCACAGAGGUCGAGGAGCGGCCAACUCGAUAUUGGCUGCCCCAUUUUGCAGUACCCAAGGUUGCCGGUCGUCCUGAGCUGCGGUUGGUGUUCGACGCAGCUGCCAAGUACCGCGGGAGGAGCCUCAAUGAUUACGUCACACCUGGUCCAGCACUUCAAAAUCCGCUCCCAGCGGUAAUUCUACACUUCCGGGAAGGAGAGGUGGCGUGGUCGGCAGACAUAGGAGCCAUGUUCAGCCGGAUCCGACUAGACGACGUGGAUCGACGCUACCUUCGAUUCCUCUGGCCGGAAGAGGACGGAACAUUGACAACGUGUGAGAUGACACGGGUGACCUUUGGUGUCUCAUGUUCGCCCUAUACGGCUAUCCGAACGACCUGGAGAGCAGCAGACGACGCCGCCGUAGACCAGGGUGAGGCAGCAGCCGCCAUCCGGAGGUACCUCUACGUGGACGAUUACCUGGAUUCCAGCAAGACCACUGACGAGGCGCUGCGCCGGGCGACAGCAGUCAACAAGGCUCUGAGCAGUGGCGAUUUCCAUCUGAAUCAUUGGGUGAGCAACGACGCACGCCUGCUGGAGCAGCUCUCGCUACCAGAUCCAAAGGAGAGUGGCGUCAACACGGUCAACCUUGGCGCUGACGACGCCGAGAUGGUCCUGGGCGUCACCUGGAGGCCAGCCACUGAUGUUUUGGGGUUUCGUGUCCGGUUGGCAGAGAUCAACUACACCCGGGCCGGGCUCCUUUCGAAGGUUGCCGGAUUAUUCGAUCCCCUUGGCGCCGCUGCUCCAAUCACCGUUAAGGCCAAGAUACGACUACGCCACCUUGGCGUGAAAGGCCUGAAGUGGGAGGAUGCGGUGACUGGACCAGACCGUGAAUGGUGGGAGAGCUAUUUUGACACAAUGCAGCAGCUAAAGACGGUGGAAUUUGCCCGCUGCCUCUUUCCGGAUGAGGACCGAAUCGUCCGGACCGAACUGGACACUUUCGUGGACGCCUCUGAGGAGGCCUGCGCCGCCGCCGUGACAAAGUUGGCGCCGCUGAAAACAGUGUCCGUGUGCAAGUUGGAGCUGAACGCUGGACUUCUUGGAGCGCGUUUGGCCCGUUUUGUGGAAUCUUCAUUGACCCGGAAGAUCGCAGCGCGUCGUUUCUGGACCGAUAGCAGUACGGUGCGCAACUGGGUUCGAGCGCUAUCUGGUGACUACCAGGUCUACGUGAGCAAUCGUAUCGGUGAAAUCCAGACCCUAUCGGACCCUUCAGAGUGGCGUUUCGUCCCGGGAGUCCUAAACCCAGCGGAUGCGGCGACCCGCUCUCAACUGGAUGACCGGGCAAUCCCAGCGUGGUGGUUGGACGGACCACCCUUCUUGUAUCAAGAGGAGACGGCCUGGCCGCAAGACCUCCCCUGGACCUUGGAGAAGGCGGAGAUGCGUGGGGCCCGCGCCCAUGUGAGUGAUGUCGUGUCGGAGAAGAUAGUGCCAUUCGACUGGAAGACGGUGAGGAUAGCUGCCAGCGACGUGCCUACUCUCAUCAGAUUAGAGAAUGACUAUCUCGAUCUCGUCCGACGGUGCCAGAGGGAGACCUAUCCCGAGGAGAUAAGCAGACUGGAGCGUGGAAAAGUGAUUCGCCCUACAUCACCCUUGCAGCCCUUGACCCCCUUUUUGGAUGCUGACAAGGUGUUGCGGCUUGGAGGCCGUCUCAGCAGAGCGAAGUUACCGUACGAGGUCCUCCAUCCGCCGAUUCUGAAUGGCCGACAUCUGUUAGCGCGAGCAAUCAUCCGCGCCUUUCAUGAGCAGCUUCAUCAUUCCGGAACCGACAUGGUGCUUGCCCAGGUGCGACAACAUUUCUGGAUCACAGCAGGAAGAGAGGCGGUCAAGAGAGCUCGCAACGAGUGUCUGGCGUGUCGGCGUUUCCGACCAAAAGCAGCGCUACAGAUGAUGGCGGACGUUCACAGGGCCCGGCUAGGUGCUCACCAGCCUCCGUUCACCUACACCUCCGUCGACUAUUUCGGCCCCAUUGACAUCGCCUAUCACAGAGGGACGGCCAAGCGAUGGGGCGCCCUGUUUACGUGUUUAGUGACGCGUGCCGUGUACGUCGACGUGGCGAUCUCUCUAUCAGCCAACGAUUUCUUGCUGGUUUUGCGCCGCUUCGUUUCUAUCUACCGCAAGCCAGCUGAGAUGUUCUCCGACAACGGAACUAAUUUGACCGGGGCGGAGCGACUAUUACGUGAAGAGCUGGAGAGACUAAAGGAGAGUUCGGCGUUGGAGACGGAGCUCAAAGCUCUCGGGAUUCGAUGGUGGUUCCAGCCAGCCCAGACACCCCACUUUGGUGGAGCUCACGAAUCACUGGUGCGUUCGGUCAAGCGAGCGCUCUACCCAGUGCUGGACAAGGAGUUGAACGGACAGCGUAAUCCGAGCGAGGAGAUUCUUCGGACGCUCCUGUUUGAGGUGUCAGGACUGCUCAAUUCCCGCCCUCUGACUUAUGUCAGCUCAGAUGUUGACGAUAUUCGGCCCUUGACGCCGAACGAUUUUUUGAAUCGCGCGCCAAUUGCGGAUCUACCGGCGGGUGAUUUCUCUCGUGCCUUACCACGGGACCACUACCGGUACGUUCAACGGAUGGCGGACCGCUUCUGGGAGCUGUGGCAUGGAGCAUUCCUGCAGUCCAUGACCUCGCGACGCAAAUGGACAAGACCAGCCCGGAACUUAGCGGUUGGCGAUUUCGUGCUCGACGAUUGGAAGGAUGCACCGCGAGGACGCUGGCGGACCGGAAGAGUUGUGAGAACGUAUCCGGGAAAGGAUGAACUAGUUCGAGCGGUAGACGUCGAGUUUUCUACAGGGAUAUUGCGCCGUGGAGCUAAUCAACUCGCCUUAUUGGAACCAAGCUCACUCGCUCCGGAAGCCGGAUCCAGUUCGGGGGAGAAUGGUUCGGCGGAUGCUGUUUAG
This is a messenger RNA of Daphnia pulicaria, 6378 nucleotides long. RefSeq lists its product as uncharacterized. The transcript has 2 exons. NCBI's taxonomy places the organism in Eukaryota, Metazoa, Arthropoda, Branchiopoda, Diplostraca, Daphniidae. Gene Ontology annotation, biological process: DNA integration. Bases 973 to 6378 code for a protein of 1801 amino acids. Gene Ontology annotation, molecular function: nucleic acid binding. The record is from RefSeq and is a predicted model, not a curated record.